Adineta steineri is the source of this 3555-nucleotide messenger RNA. NCBI's taxonomy places the organism in Eukaryota, Metazoa, Rotifera, Eurotatoria, Adinetida, Adinetidae. The record is from the annotation of a GenBank genome assembly.
AUGGACAAGAGAUCAUAUUUAAAUGCACAUUAUCUAGCUGCUGGAGUUGAACAAUGUUUAGAUGAUCAUCAUUUCUUACGAUAUAGUCAUGAAACAAUAAGUGGUCAGGAAACACAAUUAAAUCGAAUUUUACGUGCGCUUAAUCAGGAUGAAAUUGCUCUUAAUUGGUAUAUUGAUACAACUCCUAUUGAUAGAGCACGAUCACGAUCAGCUUAUAAAUUUGAACGACCAGUUUAUCCAGGAAGUAUCGCUUAUGAACGUCUUCGAGAUAGGGAACGAGAAGCUUUAAAAAAACGACCAUCAUCAUAUGUACCAUCUCAACGUACUUCUAGAUAUCAAUCAAGAUUAAGUGAACAACGUGAUCGUUCAUCACCAAUAGAUUCUACAGCUGAACAACGAGCUUUAGCUAAAAAAAAUCAAAAAUCAAUUCAAGAAGAUAUUAUAAGACAAAAUGAAUUAAAUUCAUUUACUGUUCGUUAUGAAGAAUUACCAGUAGUGAAUAAAGGUUCAAACGAUCAAGAUUCUUUAGGUUAUAUGGUAUGUGAAUGGGCAUUACCAAAUUCAGCAUCUAAACUUAAAUAUUGUUCAAUUGAACGUCAAUUAGAUAAUGAAGAAUGGUUACCUAUUGAAGAGAAUAUUGAUCAAUCAAAUAAUCAAGUUCAAUUCAACAUUUCAUCCUUACUUUCGAAUGCUAAAGAUGAAAAUAUUUCAUCUUCACUUUCAAAAGGUAAAAAUGAAAAUGAUUCAUCCUUAUCUCCAGAUGGUAAAAAUGGAAAUGGUUCAACCUUACUUUCGAAUGAUAAAAAUGGAAAUAGUUCGUCCUCACCUUCAAAUGCUAAUAAUGGAAAUAAUUCAUCUUUACCUUCGAAUAAUAAAAAAGGAAAUGGUUCAUCCUCAUCUUCUAAUGGUAAAGAUGGAAAUAAUUCAUCUGUACCUUUAAAUGAUAAAAAUGGAAAUAAUUUACCCUCACUUUCGAACGAUAAAAAUGAAAACGGUUCAUCGUUACCUUCGAAUGAUAAAGAUGGAAAUGGUGCAUCCUUACUUUCGAAUGAUAAGAAUAAAAAUAAUUCACCGUCACUUAAGAAAGGUAAGAGUGGAAAUGACUCAUCCUUACCUUUGAAUGAUGAAAAUGGAAAUGAUGCAUCCUCACCCUCGGAUAAUAAAAACGCAACUACUUCAUCCUUACCUUUGAAUGAUAAGAAUGGAAAUAGUUCAUCCAUACCUUCGAAUGAUAAAAACGACAAUAGUUCAUCUGUACCUUCGGAUGAUAUAAAAGGAAAUGAUACAUCCUUACUUUCAAAUGAUAAAAAUGAAAAUAAUUUAUCAUUACUUUCUAAUGGUGAGAAUGGAAAGAAUUCAUCCUCACUUUCGAAAGGUGAGAGUGAAGAUAAUUCAUCCUUACCCACGAAUGAUAAAAAUGCAACUAAUUCAUUCUUACUCUCGAAUGAUAAAAAUGGAAACGGUACAUCGUUACCUUCGAAUGAUAAAGAUGGAAAUGGUUCAUCUUUACUUUCGAACGAUAAAAAUGAAAAUAAUUCAUCUGUACCUUCUAACCCUUUGAAGACCGGUGGUACAUGUGCUGCACUACAUACCUGGAGGGGAAUCCCACCUAAAAACAAAAUUAGUCCUGAAAGGGCUAAUGGUAUAACUGAAAAUGAUUCAUCCGUACCUUUGAAUGAUAAAAAUGAAAAUGAUGCAUCCUCACCCUUGAAUAAUGAAAAUGCAACUACUUCAUCCUUACCUUCCAAUGAUAAGAAUGGAAAUAAUUCAUCCUUACCCUCGACUGAUAAAAAUGAAGAUGGUUUAUCCUUACUUUCGAACGAUAAAAUCGAAAAUAAUUCAUCCUUACUUUCAAAUGGUAAAAAUGAAGAUAGUUCGUCCUUACUUUCGAAUGCGGAAAGUGGAAAUACUUCAUCUUUACCUACGAAUACUGAAGAUGAAAAUGAUUCAUCCUUACUUUUAGAUGAUGAAAAUGGAAAUGGUUCAACACGUUUUCGUUUAAAAGCUUGUUUCGAUGAUGGAAAAAUAUUUACAAGUAACCCAACAGAUGAAAUCGAUGUUGAAUUAUUAGCAAAUACUCGUGUUAUAACACCUAAUAUUGAAAUUCUUUCAGCUAAUUCUGUUCAAUUAACAUGGAAAAAUGAUGAAAAUAAAAAAGCAAAUAUGUAUGAUAUUGAAAAAAAAGAAGGACAACAAGUAGAAUGGGAAAAAGUUUUAAGAGUUCCAUUUUCACGUGGUGUAGCUCAAAUAAAUAAUUUAAUUGACGCUCAACAAUGUCAAUUUCGUUUAGUACCAUCAAAAUCAGAUGAUGAAGAUGAAUCAGAUGUCUUAACUGUACAUAAUGUUAAUGAAUUACUUCGUUCAUUACAUCUUGAACCAACAUCAUCCGAUACAGUUAAUAUUAAUAUUUCAGAAGAAGGUUUCAUAGAAUUUGAUCAAUAUAAAGUUGAAUAUACAACAAUUGAUCAACUUGAUCAAUGGAAACAAGUUUCAAAUAUAACACGUGAAACUCCUCAUUUAACUGUUGACAAACUUAAACCAGGACUUGAUUAUAAAUUUCGUUUGACACCAUUUUUACGUGGAACAGCAGCAAUAGAUGAAGCAGUUUCUUCUCAACUUUCACUUGUUCUCGAUGUCAAAAUGCCAACAACACGCAGAGGACGAUUGGUUAAAAAUGAAGUUAAAACAACAGCGCCUCCUUCUCAAUUUGCUGUUCAUCAAACUGAUCCAAAAACUGUUUUUAUUGAAGCAAUUCUUCCAACGAAUAAACCAGCUUUAUUCGAAGAUGUUUUUGAUGUUUAUUCGAAAAAAGAAACAGCUGAUAGUGAAUGGAUAAAAAUUGGAACAAUUGAUAAAGAUCAUUUAAGUAUGACUAUGAAAAAUCUAGAAGAAAAUACAGGUUAUACAUUUAAAAUUCAUAAUCAAACAUCACCAUUAUCAGAUGAACAAAAUAAUAUUGUACAAGAAUUUAAUUUUGAAACACAAUCAGUAAAACUGUAUGAUCCAUCGAUAUUUUUAGAGAAAAUUCAUCGAAAUCUAGAAACUGUUGUUAAUAAUGUUAUGGAAGCAGCUGCUGGUCAUCAGGCACUUGACGGUCCGGUAAAUAAAACUUUAAAUCAAGUUAUUCGAGAUAUUUUUCUUGAUGAAAAUCUUAUACCAAAUGAACAAUAUGGUUUUGAUACAUUAGCAUUAAGUGAUGAUUUUCAAUUAUUUCGUGGUCCUACACAAAUGAUGGCACAAGAAUUAGAGUUGAAUAAAGUAAGUGAAUUAUCGAAAAAUGAUGGCGAAAUUAUUAUACAUAAUUAUGGACCGAGUGAUCGUCAGCAACAACCAGUUAUUGUACGUGAAGAAAAUGGUAAUACACGUAUUGGACAUGUUGAUGGUGAUGUUAUUAUACGUAAUGUUAAUACCGAUGUUUUAUUAACAAAUGAUGAAAAACGUAAUCAAUUAUCAAUGAAUAUUGUUGGACAAGCUUUUUUGAAACGCGUUCAAGGAACAUUAAUUAUAUCAAAAUUUAAAGGCAUUAUUGUUGUGAAACAUGUAGAUAAACCAUAA